Emiliania huxleyi CCMP1516 is the source of this 846-nucleotide messenger RNA. RefSeq lists its product as hypothetical. Lineage: Eukaryota; Haptophyta; Isochrysidales; Noelaerhabdaceae. Gene Ontology annotation, cellular component: nucleus. The coding region runs from base 1 to 846 and encodes 281 amino acids. Gene Ontology annotation, molecular function: RNA binding. The transcript has 4 exons. Gene Ontology annotation, biological process: mRNA processing. The record is from RefSeq and is a predicted model, not a curated record.
AUGCGCGAGCGCGAGGAGGCGAUGCGUGACGACCUGACCGUGCUCGUGCAGCGGAUCCACCCCAAGGCGGACGACUUCGAGAUCUUCGAGUUCUUCUCGCAGGCGGGCAAGGUGCGCGACAUCCGCCUCAUCCGCGACCAGCGCUCGGGCAAGUCCAAGGGCGUGGGCUACGUCGAGUAUGGGGACGUCGAGUCGGUGAUGCGCGCGCUCGCCCUCAACGGCAUCGCCUUCAAGGGCCAGCCACUGCUCGCCGCCAAGAACGUCGCCGCCGCGAGCGCGAUGAUGGGCGGCGGCGAGCCAGCAGCGCCCGAGGAGCCGCGCAAGCUGAUGGUGUCAGACCUGCACCCGCACAUCGCCGCCGACGACCUCAAAGAGGUCUUCUCGCCGUUUGGCGAGCUGACGAGCGUUGAGAUGCAGCCGAACGCCGGCGGCGCAGAGGGAGCCCUCGGCGCCGCGUGCCCAUCGCAAGUGGCCAGAGUGGGCGCGGGCGUCGAAGACAACAUCGGGGCCGAGCGGGCGGCGCUGCUCGCGCGGAUCGGCUCGGCGGCGCCGUCGCCGUACGUGCUGCUCAAAAACAUGUUCGACCCGGCCGGCAAGGACGAGACGAGCGACCCGGACUUCUUCGGCGACCUGCGCGAGGACAUCAUGGAGGAGUGCGGCAAGUUUGGCAAGGUCGAGGCGGCCAAGGUGGACAGGGCGUCGCAGGGACACGUGCUGCUGCAGUUCGACUCGACGGGCUCCGCCACAAAGGCGGCCUCCUCCAUGCACAGCCGCUGGUUCGCGGGCAAGCAAAUCACGGCCGAGUUCACAGACGAGGCCGCCUUCGCCUCGGCGCCGUCCGCGUGA